Molecule: messenger RNA, 3453 nt
Organism: Cuscuta europaea
Lineage: Eukaryota; Viridiplantae; Streptophyta; Magnoliopsida; Solanales; Convolvulaceae
Source: the annotation of a GenBank genome assembly
CUUGUAGCAAAAGAGAUGAAAACAAAUCCUCAGGUGUGUGGGCCGAAACUAUCUCUACACAUCGUGAGAUCUGGGGAAAUUUAUGACACACCAGCUGCUAUGCAUGCCAAUGUCUGUGGAGGAACACUGCCCACGAGAGUUCAUCUUGCAAUGGUGCAUGAAGUUGUAAGGUCAGUUGAAGACACAAAGCAAGAGCUUAUGAUAAUCUUCUAGUAGGGAGAAUGGGGAUGCUGGCUGACUUUCAAACUCUGGGCCUAAGUAAAUCAGCUGCAGAUCCCCUGAAAUUCUCAGUUGUUUGGACCCUGAUCUCAAAGAUUGAUUCAGUUGCAGACGGCAGAAUAUCAACUGCUGGUGUUAGGGGUUCUCAUACUAAGGCAUAUCAUCUGGAGAAUAUCCCAGUAGAUCUGGUUGAUCUUGCGAUAAUAUACAGGGCUUAUAAGACUGCGAGGAAAGCUACAGUCUAAAAAUUGAUGAAAUCCUAUGGGAAAAAUAUCCCAACUGAAGAAGAUGGUGAUGAGUCUGCUGCUCAUGACUCGAUCCUACCAAGAUCAACAGCAAUAGAAACCCUUAAUGCUGCAAGUGAGUUAGGGCUUAUUUAUACCCUGACAGAACAAGAUCUUCUGAGUGCUCGGUCGGCUGCUAGGUACAACUCUAUUCUCCUUGCUGAACAGGAGAACACGAUUUAUUUUUCACUAGAUAAAAUUUCGGAAACCAGCUCAGUGGAGAAGAUAUCUCCUGCUAGAGCACGAGCAAUGGCUAGAGUUGUUGAUUCGAUCAUCUCGAAUUAUUUUAAGAACAAGAAUUACCACACAAAGACUGACAUGAUAAAGUAUGUCAUGAUGCUGAUCAGAGGGUCCAUGAGGGGAAGUGUUCAUCGUGAUAGGCCAUACAAUUCACGGGUUCUUAGAGAAUGGGGAAAGAUAUUAGCUAAUAGAGUUUAUGAGUUCUUUGACUAUAUUAGUCCAAAUUACAGGGAGAUCAAGGAGAGAGGAUCACGGGGUUAUCAUAAAUAUGAACCACUCAGGGAGGAUGAGCUUGCAUACUUCAGGGAUUACUUAGAAUCAACAGAAUCAAGUGAUGUUGAGUUGGGGCAUGUAUCGCAGUAUGAUCAAGCAGUGAAGUUUCUUGUUAAUUUGGCAAAGUGGGGCACUCUUCCUAACAUGAUGCCUUAUCUGAAAAGACUCGAGUGGCCAGCAUCUGUUGAUGAUAUAUACUAUGACUUUAUAGAGCCAGCACUGAAGUUAGUUAGAACUGUCUCAUACAAAACGGUUGAGAAAGCCCUUGAAACUAUCUCAAUGGAUGAUACCAUGACCGGAGAGGAUAAGAAAACUUUGGAUGAUGUUGUCUCUUAUUUGCUCAGUCCCUUCGGGAAAGAUGUGACAUUUUAUAACCUAUUGUCUGCUGAGCCGCUGAAGACGUAUCGAGGUUGGGCAGGAUCACUAUCUAAUCUAGAUAUCAGAUUUAAUUUCCCUGAUUAUGAUGAGUCCCAUUUUGCACAUACCUUAGCAUACUCCCUAGCCAUACCAUUAUUAUUAGCAUCUGGCAGGAUAGGAUUCACUACAAUACAGAAUGUCCUACUCGCUAACUAUUCUGAUUCUGUAAUAACCAUUGCACCACAGCUAUCAAGUUACUGUUUACCCCUGUUAAGUGAACCUGAUGGGAUGACACUGGGGAUUUUAGUUGGUGUAUCAGAGGAUGAUAUUGAGAUAUAUUUACCUACAUGGCUUGGUAGAACAAGGGGACCAAGAAUGUGUAUAGUUGAGGUGCCACCAAAUGCAUCAGCAUUCUCCUUGGGUCUGAUAAAGUGGCUAACAAAUCAUGACUACACAUAUGUGACAGUUGCGUUGUCCACUGACAAGAAGGGAGUGUCCAUCUAUGUUGCAGCAAUCAUCGAUACAGAGUAUCCUGAAGUUGAGAAAAGGAUGUUGGAUCACUCAGACAGGAUAACAUCUUUAGGUGACACCGCACUAUCUAAUUAUAUUGACCUACUACAAGAAGGAGACCAUCACUUAUUAUCUUCAUUAUCACUUUCUCCUCUACAUCAAUGUGGGAUACCAGCUUCUGCUUCAAUCCUUACAGGGAACACUUAUAAGUUUCUCCAUGUUGAGGAAGAAUUAUUGGAUAGACAUACUGUUUUUUUUGUGGAAUCAGGAAGACCUACUGCUUCAACACAAAUUAUAUCACGCCUGGAACCUAUGGUUGGCGCUUAUCUGAUUAAAGCACUACGAAUGAAGAAAUCAUCAAAUCAGGCAGCCAUCUGUAUUAUGUCGGGAGCUUAUUUCUACUAUAGGGCUAUUUUUCCAGAAAUAGACCCAGAGAAUCUCAGGCGAUUUAUCCUCUCACUUGUUGGAGACUGCUCUAGGAAGAUGAUACAAGAGAUUGUUUUAAGGCACUUAGUAGACCCACUCUCAGCCUUGCCAGAUAUCCCAAUAUCAUCGCUACCAACAAAAGCACAAAUGCUUGAAUCUGAGCUAGAAGAUUUCUAUUAUAAGAACUUUCGCUACUUUAAGACACUAGACAAUGCACUGAUCUCACACCUAGAUGUUUAUGGUAAACAUAUACUACCUGACUCAGAUGUUGGAGCCCUCACAAGAUAUAUAAGGGACCACAAGGAAAACCUUGAUCCAGAUGAUGUCAGGGAAUUCCUUCUUGACAGGGAGUCUGAGGAGAAUGAAGUGAUCUCUGGUGUGGCAACUGCAAUACCAAGAUUAGCUAGAACUUCUUACUCGUCUCUAGAAAGACUAAUCUCAGUAGAGAGGAGAUUUCUAGAUAAUGAUAUCAAGAGAUCUGGAAGUGGGUCAUUAGAAGUGAUAAAGGAGGUGAUUUCUAUGCCUCUUGACAUAGAUAGUACCACUCACAUUUAGUGGUACUAAGACUUCCCCUCUUGAUGAGAUCAAUGGGUGGAUUGCAAAGAGGAACCUGCCAGAGAAUUUUGCACUGAUGGCAAAAGUGACUGAUUCUGGAAGCGAGAGUGAUGACUCUGAAGAAGAAGACAAUGCUCCCACAUCAUCUGAGAAUGAACGGAAUGUGGCAGCAACUACAUGUGCAUGUCAAGCUAUUUGGAUGAGAAGAAUAUUGGCAGAAAACAGUCAUGCACAAGCUGGAAGCAUGGCAGUGUUAUGUGAUAACACAUCUACUAUUAAACUGUCCCAGAACUCGGUGAAAUGAACUCUUCAGAGAGUUUUUUUUAAGGAAACUCUUCGGAGAGUUAAUUUCAAGGGAGGGUUUGUUAAUUAGCGUGCUUUAAUUAAGAAAUAAUUGACGUAUUGUUAUGGGUUGCAGUUAGAGUCAAUUUCUGUUAUUAUGUUUAGCUGAGUGCAUGAGUUAUAGAUCAUGUCUUAAUAUUCUGGAAAGUUAGUUUUUGUUAAGUCCUAUAAAAGGCACUUUGGAUUGAUUAAUAAAGAUAUCAUAUUCUGGUGCUAUUUAUAUAUAUUAUUUAUUGAGCUUCAUAUU